Molecule: messenger RNA, 3025 nt
Organism: Hordeum vulgare subsp. vulgare (domesticated barley)
Lineage: Eukaryota; Viridiplantae; Streptophyta; Magnoliopsida; Poales; Poaceae
Product: acetyl-coenzyme A synthetase, chloroplastic/glyoxysomal-like
Exons: 18
Coding region: 599-2716 (705 amino acids)
Molecular function (GO): acetyl-CoA synthetase activity; AMP binding
Source: RefSeq, a predicted model, not a curated record
AUCAUUUCCAUUUCCCAAACGCCUGAAGCCGUCCGUCACUGUGCUCGUCGCGGUCGCACCAAGCUGCACCCGAAGCCACCCAUCACAACAACAACCCACGAUCUCGCCGUCCGUCCUACCCCUAGCCGCCGCGGCUCCGGGUUCACGUGGACCGGCUGCGUACGGCGCAGCUGACCGGCAGCUAAGCCGCCGGCGCCACCCAAUAUUCUAGUACUAGUCGCGGUUACGCCGGUCGGUCGCUAUCCGCUCUGUGGCUGGCAGCGGCGCCACCCACCUCCUCGCGCCGCUCGUGCGCAGCGAAAACUCUCGGCCAGAGGGAAGUCAACACACGACUUGGCCGGUAGCAGCCAGCCAGCAGGGAGGAGGAGGAGGAGGAGAGGAAGGGAGGGUGGUGGGCGGGGAGUCGCCGCUCGCGCUCGGAGAUCGCCGAGAGAUCGCUCUCGCCCUCGCUCAAAGAUCGUUUAUUUAUACACCCAUCGCCGCCCCCGCCCCCCGCCUGGAUCUGGAUCUCACCGCAUCUCCCACCUGCCCCCGCCCCUGCCACGUCCCUUCCUCCGCGGACCUGCCGCUGUCGCCGUCGCCGUCGCCUGACCCAGCCAUGGGUGCCGCCACCGCGGGCCAGCAGGCGGGAGGGACCCCGGACAAGCUCCGGCACGUCGAGUCCAUGUCCGAGCUGCCAUCCGGCGCCGGCACCAUCUCCGGGAUCAACGCCGUCGUGCUCGGCGAGUCGCUCGCCGACGAGGAGCACGACCUCGUCUUCCCCAGCCCCGAGUUCUCCGCCUCCGCCCUCGUCUCCUCCCCCAAGCAGUACAAGGAGAUGUACGAGAGGUCCAUCAAGGACCCGGCCGGGUUCUGGUCGGAGAUCGCCGACGCCUUCUACUGGAAGGAGAAGUGGAACCCCAGCGAGGUCUGCUCCGAGAACCUCGACGCCAGCAAGGGCCCCGUCCACAUCAGUUGGUUCAAAGGUGGCAAAACCAACAUAUGUUACAAUGCCGUCGACCGCAACGUCGAGGCUGGGAACGGGGACAAGAUUGCACUGUACUGGGAGGGCAACGAGCCCGGUCAGGACGGGAAGCUCACCUAUUCUGAGCUCCUGGAGAAGGUUUGCCAGCUUGCCAAUUACUUGAAGAGUGUUGGGGUCGGCAAGGGGGAUGCCGUGGUGAUCUACCUACCGAUGUUGCUGGAGCUUCCCAUUGCCAUGCUUGCAUGUGCCCGUAUCGGUGCUGUCCAUUCGGUUGUGUUUGCUGGCUUCUCUGCGGAUUCUCUAGCCCAAAGGAUCGUUGAUUGCAAGCCUAAGCUUGUGCUCACUUGCAAUGCUGUGAAAAGGGGCCCCAAGCCCAUUCUUCUCAAAGAUAUAGUGGAUGCUGCUCUGGUGGAAAGCGAGAAGAAUGGAUUCUCUGUAGGUAUUUGUUUGACAUAUGAAAAUCAGUCAGUAAUGAAGAGGCAAGACACAAAAUGGCAAGCGGGAAGGGAUGUUUGGUGGCAGGAUGUUGUGACCAAUUUUCCUACCAAGUGCGAUGUGGAAUGGGUGGAUGCGGAGGAUCCAUUGUUUCUUUUGUACACAAGUGGCAGCACUGGAAAACCAAAGGGUGUUAUGCAUACUUCUGGGGGCUAUAUGGUGUAUACUGCAACAACAUUUAAGUAUGCAUUUGAUUACAAGCCAACAGACAUAUACUGGUGCACUGCGGACUGUGGCUGGAUUACCGGACAUAGCUAUGUAACAUAUGGCCCACUCCUGAAUGGAGCUGCAGUUCUUGUUUUUGAAGGGACUCCGAACUACCCUGAUGCUGGUCGGUGCUGGGAGAUUGUGGACAAAUACAAGGUGUCGAUAUUUUAUACCGCGCCAACACUCGUCCGGUCACUAAUGCGCGAUGGUAAUGAGUAUGUUACACGCUACUCUCGAAAAUCUCUCCGAGUCCUGGGAAGCGUUGGUGAGCCAAUUAAUCCUAGUGCAUGGAGAUGGUUCUACAAUGUUGUUGGGGAUUCACAGUGCCCCAUAUCAGACACUUGGUGGCAGACUGAAACUGGUGGGUUCAUGAUGACUCCUUUACCUGGUGCCUGGCCUCAGAAACCAGGGUCUGCAACAUUUCCUUUCUUUGGUGUGCAGCCGGUCAUUGUUGACGAGAAAGGUCAGGAGAUCGAAGGAGAAUGUAGCGGAUAUCUUUGCAUUAAAAAAUCAUGGCCUGGGGCUUUCCGGACCCUCUAUGGAGAUCAUGACAGAUAUGAGACCACAUACUUCAAGCCAUUUGCUGGUUACUAUUUUACUGGUGAUGGUUGCAGCAGGGACAAAGAUGGUUACCACUGGCUUACUGGAAGAGUAGAUGAUGUUAUCAACGUCAGCGGUCAUCGAAUCGGCACAGCAGAGGUGGAGUCUGCUUUGGUUUCGCAUCCACAGUGUGCAGAGGCUGCUGUUGUUGGUGUUGAGCAUGAGGUCAAAGGUCAGGGAAUAUACGCUUUUGUAACUUUGGUGGAUGGCGUUCCUUACAGUGAAGAACUACGAAAGAGUCUCAUAACAAAAGUCCGCACUCAGAUCGGGGCAUUUGCAGCUCCAGACAGGAUCCACUGGGCGCCGGGGCUCCCCAAGACCCGCAGCGGCAAGAUCAUGCGCCGGAUCCUGCGCAAAAUCGCGGCGAAGCAGCUGGACGAGCUCGGUGAUAUAAGCACACUAGCCGACCCCGGCGUCGUCGACCAGCUGAUCGCGCUCAAAGAUUGCUAGGAUGUAAAGUAAAGCGGUUAGAUGGCGGACGAUGGGCUUCCACUGCUGCCCCUCCAUGGUUGAGUGUUCUUUGAUUCCUAUGUGGUUAUGUGGUUGGUAUAGAAUGCUGAUUUUCGUGUCAUCCUCUGGUAGUCUGGUCUCCUUUUACUCUGCGCAAGUUUUUACUGAGGCCAGUGAACUGAAGGCGAGGUGUAAUGCUCCACUUCUGUAAAACUUGUGUACCACAGACGUGUCCAGGGAGCUCCGUGAUUGUAUUGAUUGUCCGAAUAAAUAUAAGUAUAUGCUAAUAAAGAAAAUGUCGACCGUGUU